GUAAAGACAUGGGAGGGCCACCUGAACUGGACAGCAUGUCCAUCACAAUUGGCGGGGCCAGAUCAUUUGAAGUAUCCCAGCCCCAAUUCACAGUGUCCAUUAGAGAAGGUCCAGAGCACCUCCCCACCAUCCCCACGUGGGACACAUGUUGAGGAACACCUGGGCCAGAACCCAGAUUCUGCCACCCUCCAGCAGAUGCCGCUGCGGGGAGCUGCCCAGUGUCCAGAAGAACCCUUGGGAUAGCUUUACAUCUGGAUUUUCCAAGCAUUUUUUAGGAUUAGUACAGAGGAGGUAACACUCAACCUUGCACAAAGAAGAAAGGGCAUCUCAGACCAAUGCAGUAUGGCAAGGGCACAGCAUGGACAUGGAAGUGCAGAUGAGUGGGAUCCAGCUGGCUGGACUGGAUGAGAUGUGAGCCACCAGCAGUGGCUGGGGUGGGCUGUGUACCUGAGACAGGCAGUGUGCUAAAGACAAGCCUGUCCUCUGGUGUGCAGCAAAAUCUCUCUUGUACCUACCUCACAGGAUAGAGAGGAGGCACCUGCCUCCUUUGGCUAGUUUUUUACUUAAGGCAACUAAGAAUGGGGGUUACUAUACCUUGCUCCUCCUGUAUUGCACAAGAACCUCCAAAGAAAAAUUAGGCAUAAUAAUUUUUGAGGACCAGUACCUAGAUCUUGGUAACUCCUUUCUGAACCUGUUCAGAUGUAACUAUCAGCAGGAGGAGGAGAAGCUAGCUGACCUAUCCCCAGUGAGAGCAAGGCCUGGAAAGCCCGCUAUCCCUGGAGGCAAGGAACCCCUGAGAAGUUGGAGGGCCCAGGGAUGCUUGGGGGUGCUUGCCUGAGUGAGCGGGGGGGGGGGGACCCCCAAGCAAGGGAGGCUUCCUGUGCUCGCCCUCUCACUAAGGAAUAUGGGAUCACUUUCUGGACCCAAGUCUUCUUAUAUGGGAGAAAAUGAGAAAUAGGCCCCACCCAAGUCUUUGCGCUUUGGAGGUAGGUGGCAGAACCACUGAGCUAAAUCCCCUGUCCCCAAGUGUUAUUUCUAAGUGUAUGAUGGAGAGGGAGGAAACCAAAACUAUUAAAAGGAUAUCGUGAGUACAAGGGACUGACUUGCACAGUAAAUGCACAUUCUUAUUCUGCUUUAGGUGACAGGCCCCAACUGGCUGCAUAUUUGAAGGGCACUUUCUUAAAUACAGAUGUGCUUCUAUUUAACCUUACACAGAACUUACGCCCUUGAUAAUGACUCACAGUAUUUCCCAACCUUGGGUACACACAAAAGUUCAUGUACUGCCAUAAUUCCUUCUUGCUGCUUUUAAAAUCUUAAUCAUGAUCUACUAAACUAACUUCUUGACUGCUGGGACACCACUUGCAUUUUUUAAAAACUUGCCCAGGGUGAGUCUCACAAAAAGCCCUGAUUUAAUCCAGCUCACACUGACCUAGUGUAUGUUCCCCACUUUACUGAGGAGGAGUGAAUUGCCCAAGGUCAUGAUGUCCAUCCAGUGCUCUUCAGUUCCAGCUGGGCCUCUUUGUAGAACAGGGGUUUCCCUGGGUAGGAGUGACAUACCCUAGCCUGGCCACUUUCAGAAACAAGACUGAAGAAGAGUUCAAAGACCACUGGAAAGGAAAGAGAAGUUAAUACAAAGCUUAGAGCUUUGAGCCAACUCAGAUCCAUCUCUUUCUGCUGAUUGGUCCCAGAUGGGUCAUCUGCCUCCAGUAGGCCCCACCCCCCAGCAAGUGCCUUACUGGGCAGUCUACUUCUGCUUGCUUUUGUGGGUGUGGUUCCUGAGGUAGAGGGCAGGAAAGAGCUGCUUCGUUCCAGUCACCAACCAUUGGAAGCAGGUCAUUUUUUCCCUGGCUCUGAACAGAGAAAGUCUGUAGCAGGCUGUUCCACUGGCUUCUCCCUAUGGCCCUCAAGGAGGGACUCAGGCUGAGGAAGAGAGUCUUCUGGCGGCUGACUGUACCUGCACUUGGCCUCUUAGUCUUGCUCCUGUACUGGUUCCCUGCUUUCAGGCAGCUAGAAGUCCUAAUCCCCAUGGGUGUCUGCCCUUCAGCCACAAUGGCCCUGCUGAGAGACAACUUCACAGGAGUCCUGCGACCAUGGGACCGACCUGACGUCCUGACCUGUACCUCUUGGAAGACUCCCAUUAUUUGGGAUGGCACCUUUGACCCAGACAUAGCCCAGCAAGAGGCUAGACGGCAGAACCUCACCAUUGGACUGACUGUCUUUGCUGUAGGCAGGUACCUGGAGAAGUAUUUGGCGCGCUUCCUGGAGUCGGCCGAGCAGCACUUCAUGGUGGGCCAGCGUGUGGUCUACUACGUGUUCACCGAGCAGCCCGCCGCCGUGCCCCGCGUGGCGAUGGGCCCCGGCCGCCAGCUGCGCGUGGAGUUCGUGGCGCGCGAGCGGCGUUGGCAGGACGUGUCCAUGGGCCGCAUGCGCACGCUGCAAGAGGCGCUAGAUGGGCGACUGGGCCGCGAGGCGCAGUUCGUGCUCUGCAUGGACGUAGAUCAGCACUUCACUGGCGCCUACGGGCCGGAGGUGCUGGCCGAGUCAGUGGCGCAGCUGCACGCCUGGCACUACCACUGGCCGCGGUGGCUGCUGCCCUUCGAGCGCGACGCGCGCUCGGCCGCUUCGCUGGCGCCGGGCGAGGGCGACUUCUACUACCACGCGGCCGUGUUCGGGGGCAGCGUGGCGGCGCUGCGCCGGCUGACGGCGCACUGCGCGCGCGGCCUUCUGCUGGACCGCGCGCGGGGCCUCGAGGCGCGCUGGCACGACGAGAGCCACCUCAACAAGUUCUUCUGGCUGCACAAGCCCGCCAAGGUGCUGUCGCCCGAGUUCUGCUGGAGCCUGGAUGUCGGUAGGCGGGCAGAGAUCCACCAUCCGCGCCUGCUCUGGGCGCCCAAGGAGUACGCACAGGUGCGCACCUAGCGCCAUCGCGAGGGCACCCCGCCCCGCCCAGCCGCUACCAACCCCUGCACCUUUGCCACGGUUCCAGGGACGCCCUUCUAGAAGCUGCACCGGCAGGUUGGAGGGCGGAGAAAUGUUGGAUGAAAGGAGCCGCGUGCCUGUUUCUCACUUUCACAGGCGACUGCACAGCAGCAACAGGACCUAGGGCAGGCAGUCUGUAGACCUUUGACCUCUGACCUUACUGAAUUUGGCUAAUGCCUCCAGAGCAGAUAUUUUAGCCUCACCUCAACCCCUCUUUUAAGUGAGAAGCCUGUGGCACAAACAGGGAUGUUUGAUCUCGGGUCAUCGUGGUGUCAGCGGUGGAGAGCCAGUCCCACUGCUGGGGGAGGCGGGAUCAUGAACCACAGGGAGAAGCGCGAAAGGCAUCCCUGUCAUGGACUCUUUCUACCUCUCCUGCCCAUAAACAGGGAGUCGGUAGGUAUCUGUAUUGAGUAAUUUUUUUUUUUUUCUGUACUGGAAGUCAAACCCAGGGAUAUUCUGCCAAGUACUCCUGCCUCAGCCUCCCAAGGUGCUAGGUUCACAGGCAUGUGCCCUGUGCCCACCUUUGAGUAAUCUUAUAAUAAAUUGUUGCAAAAUUG
Molecule: messenger RNA, 3536 nt
Organism: Heterocephalus glaber (naked mole-rat)
Lineage: Eukaryota; Metazoa; Chordata; Mammalia; Rodentia; Bathyergidae
Gene: A3galt2
Product: alpha 1,3-galactosyltransferase 2
Biological process (GO): carbohydrate metabolic process
Cellular component (GO): membrane; vesicle; Golgi apparatus
Molecular function (GO): hexosyltransferase activity
Source: RefSeq, a predicted model, not a curated record